Molecule: messenger RNA, 994 nt
Organism: Nematolebias whitei (Rio pearlfish)
Lineage: Eukaryota; Metazoa; Chordata; Actinopteri; Cyprinodontiformes; Rivulidae
Gene: sla1a
Product: Src like adaptor 1a
Exons: 7
Coding region: 1-822 (273 amino acids)
Molecular function (GO): protein binding
Source: RefSeq, a predicted model, not a curated record
AUGGGGAAUGUGAUCAGAGGCGUUGGUGCCAGAAACAAGGUGAACAAUGAAAACGUUGACAGCAUGCCAAAAAGUUCUGAUGAAGACAUAGUGGUUGUGCUCGAGGACUACCCCUCUGCUGAAAUCAGCGAGCCCAUCUACAGAAUGGGAGAGAAGCUCCAAGUUACUGCACAGGAGGCUUACUGGUGGAAAGUUCGCUCUGCAGGGAAGGAGAACUACAUACCCAACAGCCACGUGGCUAAAGUAUACCACAGGUGGCUCUUUGAAGGAGUGGGGCGGCAGAAGGCCGAAGAGCUGCUUCUUUUACCUGGCAACAAAGUGGGCUCGUUUCUGGUGCGGGAAAGCACCAGUGAGAGAGGUCUGUAUUCGCUCUCCGUGAGGCACAGGCAGAUAAAGCACUAUCGCAUCUUCAGACUGGACAACAGCUGGUACUACAUUUCCCCACGGCUCACCUUCCAGUGCCUUGAAGAUAUGAUCAACCAUUACUCUGACUCUGCAGAUGGACUGUGUUGCACCUUAACGUCUCCGUGUCUGUCAGAGGUAAUGAAGACAUCGGAAGCAGCUCCGGGACCUCCACCUGUCGUUAUGCGACGCAUUUUUGACUGGAGGAAAGUAGACAGGAACCAGCUGGUCAGCACAGACAACCAGAGCGACAGCGUGGUGAGUUACGGCGUCAGGAACAGCAUCGCUGCCUAUUUGUCCUUUUCUGGCCACCAAGACUCGGCUCAGCUGCAAGCAGAGAGCAGGAAGAAGAAAAGCAAGUCUGUGUAUGCAUUUCCUCAAAGCGGCAACGCCAGCACCGAGUAUGAUGACGACUUUUAGAGACGAAAGGAAAACAUCCACGUGGAGGCCCACAGAGGGAGUCAGUCUCUGAACUCUGCACUGACCUCACAUCCGAGGAUCUUAAACAUAAAAGUGUUUAUGAAGCACUUUGACAUAUUUGAACAGUUAAAAAAAAGUUGCAUAUACUAAUACUUUGAUGCAAAUGAUAAAA